Copidosoma floridanum is the source of this 1347-nucleotide messenger RNA. It is a transcript of the gene Cip4, whose product is annotated as formin-binding protein 1-like Cip4. The record is from RefSeq and is a predicted model, not a curated record. Lineage: Eukaryota; Metazoa; Arthropoda; Insecta; Hymenoptera; Encyrtidae. Gene Ontology annotation, molecular function: protein binding. Gene Ontology annotation, biological process: signal transduction.
AACAAUGUGCCCGGUUACGGUGACGGCGCAAAGGAGGACUUUAGCGAUCUGCCGCCCAAUCAGCGCAAGAAGCGGUUGCAGCAGAAAAUCGACGAGCUACAGGCAAAGAUACAGCAAGAGAGCGCGGCGCGAGAUGGCUUGAUGAAGAUGAAAGGCGUUUACGAGCAGAACCCAGCUCUGGGCGAUCCCAUGACCAUAGAGAGCCAGCUCAACCAGUCGAGCCACAAGCUCGACAAACUUGGAGCGGAACUGAGCAAGUUUCAGGCCUACUUGGAAGAAGCUAUCAAAGCAGGUGUCAAUCUGUCAAGUCCAAGCCAAUUGCAAAGAAAGCCAACGACGAACGGUUCGGCAACGAGACCACUGAGUUCGAGAAGAUCGAGUCAUUCCGGGGAUGAAGAGAGCCUUUCAAGAUCGGCGUCGGACUCGAGUGUUAGUAACGUCAAUGCAAAUAAUCAAGCGGAUGCUAAAAAGAGUAGUAAUCCAGGAACCCCACAGCCGACCCAUGGUUCCACGAAUAGCCCGGAGUCUGGUCUUGGAGCCUCGAGGACGUCCCUGCCAGGUAGCACCGGCGAGGAAUACUACGUUGACGAAGUCGACGCCCAGCCUCCGCUCGGUACCUGCAAGGCUCUCUACCCAUUCGAUGCUACUAGUGAAGGAUCAAUACCAAUGUACGACGGCGAAGAACUUUAUAUGAUUGAAUUGGACCAAGGCGAUGGAUGGACGCGAGUCCGUCGGAUUUCGCAACCAAUUGAGGGUUUUGUACCCACAUCAUACAUAGAAUGUCAUUUAUACAAUACAUAGUUGGAGCAAUACAAACUUUUACUUGAAGAAAAAAUUCCAAAAUUGUGCGAAACGUAAUAGAUCUAGACGUCUAUAAAAAAUUUACGUCGAUUUAGGCUUGAGCUGGGAUUUUCAGUCCCAUGUGAGUGUUUAAACUCAAUGUGGAGAAAAACUUAGUUCUGCAGUUGUCUUCAAGUCGUUUUCAAUAUUGAUUGAGUUCAAAGCAAAAUGCGACUCUAAAUUCCAACUUUAUCAUACAAGAUGAUAUCUGCCUGUCUCAUCUUUCAUGGAUCAUAUAUUUAUCGGUCGAAAAAAAAACAUAAAUGUAUAUUUUCAAACAACCAUAGAGCUUUAAAAUCAAGUUUGAAUGAAAAGUAAUACUAAUUCAUGACAGAUUUUACUGUAUCGAGUGUACGUAUGUAUACAUAAAUGUUACACUAGAAACGUAAAUAGGGCAACGUAACUUGUUCCUUCGUGGAACUUGAAUCAUAUAGGUUGUCAUUUAAAUACGUGAAAUACAGGCAUUACUUUGUGUGAUUCCUUUAAUCUUAUUAUUUUGUACGUCUA